GCUAAAGAGUUUAGAGAUGUUUUAUGUUCAGUAUGUUUUCGACAGUAUAUUUUGGAAUUGAAUUUGCCCAAGUUGGUCAUGUUGAUAGUUACAUACAAACAUUUCAUAACCUAAGUGCGGUCGGCUCUUCUAUUUUGUUAUUGUUCAAUUAAAAAACGAAAAAUGCGUUUAACGAACAAAUUAUAUGCACAGCAUAUUGGAUGGCACUUCAAGAAGCACUGGCAGGUUCAGGGCCGGCGUGUGCCAAAGGACACAGGCGCAGCUGCUGAACUGUUAAAAAUGGGAGUUCAAGUGAAGACGUCGGAAGAUGUGUUAAACCCAAAAACCGAACCAAAACUCGUUGAGAUUGUUGGUGCGUCUCUUAAGCCAAUUCCUGAAGAUGAAACACAUCCCAAUUGGCAUUCAACUGCUUGUCAUCUCUUUGGCGACAGCAAUGUAUUGCUUGGAGGAUUGCCGCAAGCCCAAGUUCUGACCAACAGCAUUGAGAUCAAUGAGUUUCCCCGCCAAAUCGACGAGGCUAUCUUCAACGCUCAGCUUCCGAAGACCCUUGAUCGUAGUGUUCAGAAUGCCAUAUUCUCGUCGCAAUUGUUGGAUGCACAGCAAGUGAAGUUGCCAAAGAUUAAGUUGGCUGAUCGUCCAGCAUAUAAUUUGCCUCGCCUAUAUGGAAUAUCUCAAGAAAGGCGCAAUCGCCUUUUAAUGAACAAACUUUUGUUCGAAAUCGAGAAAUUGGCAGGUCGUUCUGUGACUGUCCGACGCAAGCUGAUUGAUAAUGUGACAUUUCAAACAUCUUUAAUUAAGGACAACGAUGUGCUGGUAUUUAAAAUAAGUGGAGACAAAUUAAUAAGCUCAGCCCGUCCUCUAGAUGCUAUUAAAGGAAAAUUUAAUGGUGAUUUGCCAGAUCUGUAUCCGAUGAAGUCCACAGUAUCAAUGCCUAAGCAACACAUUUACACGGAAAACACUUUUUAUCCCAUUCGAAAGGACAUCACCUUUUCACACCCACAUACGAUAUUCACGUACUUUGAUAAGACUAUUGUUGGCAAUGUGCACGGAUCCGAAGUCUCGAAAACUCAAUUCUACGGACGAUCUUUGUUGAAGGCGUUUGUAGUUGCAGCUUCUCGUGCUAAGCAAUUGGGAGAUGUUCCUGCGAAUGGUGUUCUUCAAAAACCAAUUGUAGUACAGUGCAUUCAGACGGACGGGCAAGAAUUCCAUUUUGGAGUGCUGCAACUAAACACACUUAAUCUGAGCACUGAUAGUGCUACUAAAAACUAUUGGUUCCAUCGGCCAAGUGUGGAGUUGUUCAGUGAAUGUAGCUAUCAAACUGGAAGACCGUACCUUGGUGGAUAUAACAGUGAAGCUUUCCGUAUUUUGAACGCAUUCUAUAAUAAUUUUUAAUGUUGCAAUUUAACAAUAAAGUUGAGUAUGUUUGGAUAUUUAAUAUAA
Drosophila sulfurigaster albostrigata is the source of this 1440-nucleotide messenger RNA. It is a transcript of the gene mRpL37, whose product is annotated as large ribosomal subunit protein mL37. The record is from RefSeq and is a predicted model, not a curated record. Gene Ontology annotation, cellular component: mitochondrion; ribosome. Gene Ontology annotation, molecular function: structural constituent of ribosome. Gene Ontology annotation, biological process: translation. NCBI's taxonomy places the organism in Eukaryota, Metazoa, Arthropoda, Insecta, Diptera, Drosophilidae. The transcript has 4 exons. Bases 163 to 1392 code for a protein of 409 amino acids.